Messenger RNA from Paraglomus occultum, 351 nucleotides. The record is from the annotation of a GenBank genome assembly. NCBI's taxonomy places the organism in Eukaryota, Fungi, Glomeromycota, Glomeromycetes, Paraglomerales, Paraglomeraceae.
AUGCUCUAUGAGGUUGUUUUUAAAGGGAAAGACAAGGAGUGUAACCUUGCCAAGAAGAUAGAUAACUCCUUGAUUACUGUGCCUAUGACAGGGGUUUUGAUUGUAAGAGAUCAUAUAUGUGUGUCAGUUUUGUACUCGUUUAAUGGCAAAUUCUACAAAGCAUAUGAGAUUUUGGAUCUGAAAUUGCCAUUAUGUAUUUCAAACCGGAAAUCUGUGGAAGACUUGUUGGAGAAUGCCAUUAAGCUAAAGAUACACUUUGAAGGAGUAGCAGAUGAAGUAGUUAGACUAAAGACUGAAAGCAACAAGCUGCCACUUCAAGAAGCGAACCAGUCACUGGACAUUUUUUUUUAA